Messenger RNA from Tetrapisispora phaffii CBS 4417, 1281 nucleotides. It is a transcript of the gene RPN6, whose product is annotated as proteasome regulatory particle lid subunit RPN6. Gene Ontology annotation, biological process: ubiquitin-dependent protein catabolic process. The record is from RefSeq and is a predicted model, not a curated record. Gene Ontology annotation, cellular component: proteasome regulatory particle, lid subcomplex. The coding region runs from base 1 to 1281 and encodes 426 amino acids. The transcript has a single exon. Gene Ontology annotation, molecular function: structural molecule activity. Lineage: Eukaryota; Fungi; Ascomycota; Saccharomycetes; Saccharomycetales; Saccharomycetaceae.
AUGUCUAUUACUGCACAAUUGGAGAAUGCCAGAUCGUUGGUUAAGGACAAAAAUUAUAAAGAAGCUGAGACUAUCUAUUUAACUAUCUUAGAAUCAGAAUUUGAAGGUGAUAAUACAGACGCAAUUAAAAAUACUAAAGAAUCAUGUAUCUUGGAAUUGGGAGAUAUUUACGUUGCCACUGAACAGAAGGAUAAAAUGAGAGAAUUCAUACCUCAUUCAAGAGAUUACAUGUCACAAUUUGCAAAAUCUAAAACUGCAAAAGUUUUAAAACAAUUGAUUGAAAAAUUCGAACAGGUGCCAAACUCGUUAGAUGAUCAAAUAUACGUUGUAGAACAAAGCAUACUUUAUGCUAAGAAUGAAAAAAGAAUUUUCUUAAAGAAUUCUUUAAGCAUAAAAUUAGCAACUUAUUUAUAUUUGACUAAAAAUUAUAAGAAAUCAAUAGAUUUGAUCAAUGAGUUAUUAACAGAAUUCAAAAAGUUAGAUGAUAAACCAUCGUUAGUUGACGUUCAUCUAUUAGAAUCACAAGUUUAUCAUAAGUUAAGAAAUUUAGUGAAGUCAAAAGCUGCUCUAACUGCUUCAAGAACAGCUGCUAAUUCAAUUUACUGCUCUUCAUCAACAAUGGCGGAAUUGGAUUUAAUGAGUGGUAUUUUGCAUUGUGAAGAUAAAGACUAUAAAACUGCAUACUCAUAUUUUUACGAAAGUUUCGAAGGGUUCCACAAUUUAUCCACUCAUAAUUCAUUCGAAAAAGCUUGUAAAGUAUUAAAAUAUAUGUUAUUAUCAAAAAUUAUGUUAAACUUAAUUGACGAUGUUAAUACAAUUUUGAGUGCAAAAUCUACAAAAGAAAUAUACCAAUCACGUGAAAUUGACGCAAUGAAAUCAAUCGCAGAUGCAUACAAUAAUAGAUCUUUAUUUGAAUUCAAUUCCACUCUAAAUACUUAUAACGACGAACUAAAAAAUGAUGAUUUGAUUAGAUCUCACUUUAACGCUCUAUACGAUACUCUAUUAGAAUCCAAUUUAUGCAAAAUUAUAGAACCUUUUGAAUGUGUUGAAGUUUCUCAUAUCUCAAAAAUUAUUGGUCUAAGCAUUGACCAAGUGGAAGGUAAAUUGUCACAAAUGAUUUUAGAUAAUGUAUUUUUUGGUGUCUUAGAUCAAGGCAAUGGAUGGUUAUAUAUAUAUGAAUCUCCACAAAAGGAUGCAGCUUAUAAUUCUUCUCUAGAAUUAAUUGGUGAAUUGAACAAAGCUGUUGAUCAAUUGUUCGAAAAGGCAAACGUAUUGAACUAG